AUGAAGAUAACUUCGCUACUCGCCUUAAUUGGCUCUCUUGCGUUCCUUCCCACUGGAUUCUCAUCUAUCGGGUUGAAUAUGACCAAACACGUUGCAACCAUGCCGUACAAGCAGGUUUGUGUUUGGACUUACAAAACAAGACGAUACCGUGUCAAUCUUCGGCGUCUUAACCCAGAACUACAGCUCCAAAAUCUGUUUGUGACGGACAGAAUUUGUCGCCUACAUUUGGCUACUGCAUUAAAUGAACGCGGUCAACAUAGAUGGUGCUAA
This is a messenger RNA of Aspergillus niger, 270 nucleotides long. RefSeq lists its product as hypothetical. The record is from RefSeq and is a predicted model, not a curated record. Lineage: Eukaryota; Fungi; Ascomycota; Eurotiomycetes; Eurotiales; Aspergillaceae. The transcript has 3 exons. The coding region runs from base 1 to 270 and encodes 89 amino acids.